UUUUUAAACCGUUGUCGAACACCCAGCAGUAUAGACAAUAAACACCAUCAUUUAGACAUUUAUGUCAAAACAAUAUCGAAAUAAAAAUGGCUUCUCCUCGAUCAGUGUCUCCUCGUCCUCCUGGACCAAUUUCGAAAACAGAUAAGGAAGAAUCCUUUUGGGACAAAAUAGGGACACUUGGGCGAAAGAAAAGAAUAAAAGAAGUACAAGAAGUUCAAGCUGAAGGAAAAUAUGCUAUUGACUCACCAGGAAGUCCAGUUGCUCCUGUUAUACCUCCAGAAGAAUAUGAGCUGGAGGAGAAUGAAGAAAGAAGUAUGAUACAAAGGCAAGCUUUUGAAGACUCCAAGUUUCAGGAACUUCUCCAUGUUCUUAUUGAGUGGAUCAAUGACGAGCUAGCUUCUCAAAGGAUAAUUGUCCAAGAUUUGUCAGAGGACUUGUAUGAUGGCCAGGUUUUGCAAAAACUUCUUGAGAAAUUAGCCGGUGCCAAAUUAGAUGUUCCUGAAGUUACACAAUCUGAAGAAGGACAACGUCAAAAAUUAGCAGUAGUUUUGGCUCAUUUUAAUCAGGUGUUGGGCAGGAGUGAAUCAAGCAAGUGGAGUGUUGAGUCAAUUCAUUCAAAAAAUCUAAUAGCAAUACUUCACCUUCUUGUUGCUUUGGCAAGACAUUUUAGAGCUCCUGUUCGUUUGCCAGAAAAUGUGCUUGUACCUGUAGUUGUUGUUCAGAAAUCAGGAGGACAGCUCAAUCAUCGCAUUAUUCAAGAGAAAAUAACAUAUUCUUAUGAUGAUGUAGGUAUGAGGUGUGAAAGGGAUGCUUUUGACACAUUAUUUGAUCAUGCUCCAGACAAAUUACAGGUUGUUAAGAAGUCUUUGGUAACAUUUGUAAAUAAGCAGUUAAAUAAAAUUAACUUGGAAGUAACUGAAUUGGAGACCCAAUUUCAUGAUGGUGUAUAUUUGACCUUGCUUAUGGGUUUGUUGGAAGGAUUUUUUGUACCUUUGUACUGUUUCCACUUAACACCAAAAGAUUUUGACCAGAAAGUUCACAAUGUUGCCUUUGCUUUUGAAUUGAUGGAAGAAGUUGGUAUUGCAAAACCAAAAGCAAGACCUGAAGAUAUUGUCAAUCAAGACCUGAAAUCGACACUUAGGGUAUUGUACAACCUUUUUUCGCGUUAUAAGAAUGUAAUGUGAGAUUGUUAAAAUUCAGCUUUAACACUGCCUUAUUGCCACGGAUUUUUCUACUAGUUACAUAUUAAUGUUAAUUAUACAUAGAUAUUUACAGUAUUUUUACUAAUAUUCUCAUCAUAUUAAUAUUACUUAUAUUAGAUAAAAAAAGUGUCUAUCUGGAAAAUGCCUUAACAGUGUUAUUUAAAGUAAUUAAACAUUGUGUGUAAUAUAUUAACUUUUUACAUAUUGUCUAAUUUUUUAACUUAUGCAAUAAAAUAUUUAUUUAUUACUAAA
Messenger RNA from Agrilus planipennis (emerald ash borer), 1454 nucleotides. RefSeq names its product beta-parvin. Gene Ontology annotation, biological process: establishment or maintenance of cell polarity; substrate adhesion-dependent cell spreading; actin cytoskeleton organization. The coding region runs from base 87 to 1184 and encodes 365 amino acids. Gene Ontology annotation, molecular function: actin binding. Gene Ontology annotation, cellular component: cytoplasm; focal adhesion; actin cytoskeleton. The record is from RefSeq and is a predicted model, not a curated record. The transcript has 6 exons. Lineage: Eukaryota; Metazoa; Arthropoda; Insecta; Coleoptera; Buprestidae.